AUGCCAGCAACAAACCUGGGAGGAUCAAGUCAAGUUGUACCCGUGACCACUCAAAGCAUCCCGCUGCAAUGCCCCAAGUUAACAGCUACAAAUUAUACAAGUUGGUCGAUUAUGGUGGAGUCAAUCUUACAAGCAUACGGCUUAUGGGAAGCGGUUAAUCCGGAAACUGGAAAAGCGAUUCAGGCAAAGAAAAAUUUGAUGGCAAGAGCAUUUGUGUUUGAAACUCUACCCGAAGAUAUAUUGCUUCAAGUGGCUAAGCAUAAGGACGCAAAAGAUGUGUGGGAAGCGCUUCGUGUGCGGUAUUUAGGAGCCAAAAGAGUUCAAAAGGCGAGACUGCAAACACUUAGAACCGAGCUAGAGAUGUUGAAGAUGAAAGAGGGUGACACGAUUGAUGAGUUUUCGGGGAAACUUAGUGAAAUUGCAUCCAAAUUCAAGAGUCUUGGGUCUAGCUUGGAGGAUGAGAUAGUGGUAGGAAAACUACUAAAUUCAGUUCCUAAGAAGUUUUUGCAGAUUGUUGCAUCAAUUGAGCAAUACUCCGAGAUAGAGGACAUGUCACUUGAGGAAGCUGUGGGAAGGUUGAAGGCAUAUGAAGAGAGAAUCAAGGUUCUUGAUAAAGAUGAUAAUGAUCAAAAUCAAAACAAACUUUUAUUGUCAAAAGAGGAAUGGGAAGAAAGAACCAAGUAUGGUAACUUCAAUCAAGAUCAAUCUGGACAAGGAAGAGGUCGGUGUCAAGGAAGGGGUCGUGGUAGAGGUCGAGAUGGCCGGUUCCAAAAUGAAGAUCGAAGGGAACAAGGUAUGUAUCGAGACAAGAGACAUAUUAAAUGCUAUAAUUGUCAAGAAUAUGGACAUUAUGCAGCUGAGUGUCCUAAGAAAGAAAUAAAAGAAGAAGAAGCUAAUAUGAUUCAAGAUGAUGAUGAGCCAGCACUACUUUGA
This is a messenger RNA of Lactuca sativa (garden lettuce), 933 nucleotides long. RefSeq lists its product as uncharacterized. NCBI's taxonomy places the organism in Eukaryota, Viridiplantae, Streptophyta, Magnoliopsida, Asterales, Asteraceae. Gene Ontology annotation, molecular function: zinc ion binding; nucleic acid binding. The record is from RefSeq and is a predicted model, not a curated record.